UCACAGCACAGACUGAUACUUCGGAGCUCAGAGAAACAGGUACAAGUACAUUUAAUACAACUGUUUGCUAUUAGAUUCUUGUUACACCUUUUUGUUUGAGCUUCUGUCUCGUAGAUUAGGUGGAGAUGCCUCGUCUGAAGGGCCACAACCGCUCCAAGGCGGCCAGGGCGAGGAUGGAGGUCCGCCUUUCUCGACCAGUGGUUGACACCUGUCCACGCCGUGGUACAGGUCGUCGCCAUGUCGCAAGGAGAUGGCCAGUUUCGUCCCUCACCGGCAGGAGCCACAAGCUGGUCAUCCCGGCCGAAUCACCCGACAAGAAGUUUGUUUUUCUUGUCGGGGACUCCCACCUGAGGCCCAUCGUCGAUGGCUUUGUGAAGAUGCCGGAGAGGGGCAUUUCGUUUGGUGCCAUGUCGACGCCUGGGGCCUGUGCCAGGGACCUGAGGACCGAGUUGGUGAGUGCGGUCCUCCCUAGGACACCUGACCUUGUUUGUCUUCUCGCCCCCAGCAACAACCUGACUGCGAGCAGGACCGUGGAUGAGGCAGGGGUCGACUUCGAGAGGCUCCUUGCCAGCGCUUGCGCUCGGUGGCCGAAGGUGUUUGUCCUGGACUUCCCUCCACGCCUGACCGUUGACGCAGGUCUCCAGGAACUCUUUCGUCAGGAGUUUCAUCGCGUGGCAGCACGCAAGGGUGUGAGGUACUACUCCCUUGCGGAGUAUUUUCCUCUUCAUCGCCUUGAUCUGUGGAGUUGGGAUGGCGUGCACCUGAGCGACAGACCAGGAAUGGAGCUCCUGGCGGACGUGCUGUGGGAAAUCUCCGAUCGGCUGCUGAAGACAACUGCUGAGGUGGAGGUUCGUCCCAGCACUCCGCCACCCACUCCAUCUCCUCCGCCACGCCCAGGUCCCAGAGUUGUUGUGAGGGGAAAGAUCCGCUCCCCUCGUCCAGCACGCAACCCAUUGGAUUGGACGCUGGUUGGACCACGCAAGAAGAGGAGCUCCCCAGUGCCACUGUCUCCUGAUGCUCCCAAGAGGGGGAUGGUUCAGCUUAAGGAGUGUUGCAUCCCGCUUACACCUGUGUGGUUCAGCCCAGCCAUUCUGGAGUCCAUGAACCAGGUCCGUCCGGCUGACCUUGGUGACCCUGUGGAUCAUCCAGCUGUCCAAAAGCAACGAAUGAAGGUGGAUCGUCGCCGCAGGGCUCUUGCUCCCAAGAAGACCCGGGAGAGGCAGCAGGUGGAGCUAGAGGAGGAGUGGCCCUUACCUACAAGGGCUGUGGUGAAAGUGGUGGAGCGACGCAGGAGAACUACUGCUUCCCGCAGGCCUCUGGCACAGAAGCAGGUGGAGGCAGCACCGCGUGUGGGGGAGGAGUCUGUGGAGCCAUUUCAUGCCAUGGAUGUGGUAGUGGAGGAGGAGGGUCAGCACACACAAAGAUCCAGCAAAGGUCAGAGUGAUGCUUUUCUUCCUUACCCGUCCACAGAUGUGAAUGAGCCCAGUACUUCUGUUGGGGCUCCAGUUCAGACUCAGGUUCAGGUUGAGGUUGAGGUUGCGGUUGAGGUUCAGGCUCAGGUUGACUGUGAUGGUGCAGCUGAGCCAGAGGAUCACAGUCCUCCCAGGGUGGAUGGUCAUGCAGUACAAGGAUCAUUUCAUCAGGGGGAGGGUCUGUUUGAAUAUGCAGGAGUACAGUGUAUGGCUGUGGCUUUAGUAAGCCUUGCCAAACACACAGACAGCACUGUGUUUUCCUGGCAAACUCGAGAUGUGGACACUGUUCUCCUUUUGGGGGACGAGUUGUACACAUCAUUGCGAGAAGGCAACGUGAUCAGUGAUGGGUAUGAAAUUUUGUGUGUUUCAGAGCUGCCCAAACAGUGGGUGAUUGAUGGGCAGACCUGUUACUUUGAAUAUCCCGAAGUGGUCAGUGGAGCUUUAGGUGGGGUUGAUGUGUCCCUGAUCGAGGGUGGUCAUUGUCACACUCUUGAAAAGGGACUGGAAAAGAUGUUUGCUACGUAUGACACAUGUCUUCUGACAGUGUGUGGCAGUACGUAUGCAAUCAUUAGUCAGAAUGGCCACUAUGCGUUUGUUGAUUCCCAUUCGCGUGAUGCUGCUGGAAUGCCAGACAUUUCUGGGUGUGGACAAAGCAUUGUGUCCUAUUUCAGCAGUCUUGAAGGUCUUCAAGAUCACAUCUGUGCUUUGGCUGAAGCCCUUGGUUUAAGCAACAGUGCAUUUGAGAUCGCCAGUGUUACGGUGAGUUACACAGCCCCAGUCAGAAGCAGUGAUAGGUGUGUCACUGUGGAUGAUUCCGAUGUUGAAUGUGUUGGUGAUGUGAAUCCUAAACAGCUCCAGUUUAAUCCCAUUGGCAAAUAUGUUGCCCAGGCUGUAUGUAGACAGCUGAAUGUGGAGUAUGAGAAACUCCUUGCACCAGUGUCUACAUCAGUUGGUCCGUUGGGGAGUCCAUGUAGGACUGAGAGCAUUGUGGCUGAUGGGAACUGUUUCUUCAGAGCAGUGUCCCAAGCUGUGAGUGGUUCACAGAAAAGCCACAAGAAGAUCCGAAAUGCUGCUGUGAAGCAGCUACGAUUGGACUCUGGAGAAUACGAGAAUAUCUUAAGAGAUGAGUAUUCUUCGAUUGCACAGUACCUUCAGGACAGUAGGAUGCAGUAUGCUGGAAGCUGGGCUACUGAGGUUGAGAUUCAAGCCACGGCAGAUUAUUUAGGUGUGAAUAUCUUCACAUGUCACAAUGGCCGGUGGCUUGAAUAUACUUGCAGUAGUUGCAUUUCUUCAGAGUGCAUCUACUUGGAAAAUAAAAGUGGUAACCACUAUGACGUUGUUGUUUGUGUUCAUGUGCCUGAACAACAGAGUUGCUAUGGUCAUUGCAAAAACGCUGUGUCUUUUUCUGAAGUGGUGAAAGUAAAUGAUAAAAUUAAAAGGAAGUAUCGGGAAAAUGUUUCACAUAGAGAGAGCGAUAUUCAAAGACUAAAGAAGAAAUAUCGUGAAAAUAAAGCACACAGGGCGACUUUAAAAUCCACGAGCAAACAGAAAUACAGUAAAGAUGAAGAGCACAGGAAGACUGUAAAAGCCCUGAGCAAACAGAAAUACAGUAAAGAUGAAGAGCACAGGAAGACUGUAAAAGCCCUGAGCAUACAGAAAUACAGUAAAGAUGAAGAGCACAGGAAGACUGUAAAAGCCCUGAGCAAACAAAAAUACUGUAAAGAUGAAGAGCACAGGAAGACUGUAAAAGCCCUGAGCAAACAAAAAUACUGUAAAGAUGAAGAGCACAGGAAGACUGUAAAAGCCCUGAGCAAACAGAAAUACAUUAAAGAUGAAGAGCACAGACACAAUGUAAAGGCCAUGAGCAAACAAAAAUACUGUAGAGAUGAAAAGCACAGGCAGAAUGUAAAAGCCAUGAGUACACGGAAGUACCAUGGAAAUCGUGAGCAUAGGAGGCGUGUUGCAGCAUGUAACAGGAAGAGGAUGCAAGAAAUGAAAGAAAAGUCAAAGCAUUUUGAUUUUCUGAUGGAAAAAUUUUUGGACAAAGUCAGAGACGGUCCAGAUUUUGUGUGUUGCGUCUGCCAUAGAUUGUCGUUUAGACAUCAGGUUCUGAAUUGUAGGAUAGAUGAUUACAGUAAGAGUAAAAACUCAGCUGCAAUUGCCAAGAAAUGCAUAACAGAAGAUUAUUUACAUCAUUGUAAUGAUGAGUGUGUGAUGCCAUGUCACUGGGUGGAUACAGCUAAAGGUCAGCUAUGGAUUUGUUACGCAUGUCAUGGUAAGGUUAACAGAGGUGAAAUGCCACCGGAAAGUGUAACAAAUAGGUUAGAGGUUCAUCCUGUUCCACCUGAGUUGUCAUGUUUAAAUAGUUUAGAGCAGCACUUGAUUGCAUUACAUAUUCCCUUUAUGAAAAUGUUGGCAUUGCCUAAAGGCGGGCAAAAUGGAGUACAUGGUCCUGUGACAUGUGUUCCAGCUAACAUUGUUCAAACUAGCAAUGUGCUGCCCCGUUCCACUAUGGAAGGGUCUUUGCUACCUGUAAAACUGAAGCGUAAGCUAACUUACAAAGGGCAUUACAGGUAUCAGUAUGUUGACACUAUGCACAUUAGGGAAGCCUUGCGGUAUUUAAAACAGGCUAAUGUGCAUUAUAAAGACAUUGAGUUUAAUGAGGAGUGGCUCAAUGAAUUAGGCAGACAACCAGAUGUAGAGGAUGUAGAAGUAGGUAGUGAUGCUAGAGGAGGAUGUAGUGAGGAAAUGGCAGAUGUUGAAGAACAGAUUUUGCAUGAUGGACAGCAGGACUGUAUGUUACAGGACACUUGCUCCAUGGCUGUUGAUGUUGAGGAGGAAUCCCUAGAUCAGUAUUUUGAUGAUAUGCUGAGCCAGGAGAAAAGACAGGAAAGAUUGUGUGACACAGUAGAAAGUGGUGAUGCAACUUUAGAGGGUGAAGAUGAACUUUUGCAUGAUCGACAGCAGCACUGUAUGUUCCAGGACACCUGUCUCAUGCCUGUUGAUGUUGGUCAGGAAGCUCUGGAUCAGUAUUUCGACGAUAUACUGAAUCUGGCUCCAGGAGAAGGGAACAGUCCUGUGAAAAUGCUGUCUGAUCUUGCAAAUGAAGCCAAAUGCUUCCCAGUGUUGUUCCCCCUGGGACACAACACCUAUCAUGAGAGUAGGCCAUAUCGUUUGACAAUGUCACGAUAUCUUAACAACAGGAUUCUACAUGCUGAUAGCAGGUUUGCUCAGAAUGUAGAAUACAUCUUUUUUGGUCAGUACAUGUCUGAAAUUCAACAGGUUGUGUCCAGUGUGUCGAUUGCCUUACGAAAAGGAAAGGGAGACGGUACGACACAAAAGGUAAGCAACCGCUUGUUGAAAGAUGACGAGUCUUUGAAGAAGCUGUUGCAGUAUGAUGAAGGGUAUCGUUUUCUCAAACCGAUCAGAGGUACCCCGUCUUUUUGGCAAGGAGUACAGCGUGACUUGAUUGCUUGUGUUCGUCAGCUGGGUAUUCCUACGUGGUUUUGUUCAUUUUCUUCUGCUGAUCUGCGGUGGACUAAUCUUCUGCACAGUAUUCUGAAGCAGGAAGGGAGAACUCAGACAGUAGAAAGUUUGGAGUGGGCAGACAGAUGUGACCUGCUCCGACGUAAUCCUGUCACUGCUGCCAGGAUGUUUGAUUUCCGCUGGCAUGUUUUUCUGAAUGAGGUUCUCAAGUCUCCAUUGCAUCCAAUCGGUAAAAUUAUUGACUACUUUUACCGAGUGGAAUUUCAGCAGCGAGGUUCGCCUCAUGUUCAUUGUCUGUUUUGGAUUGAGAAUGCCCCCAAGAUAGACGAAAACACAGAUGAAGAGGUAGUUCAGUUCAUCGACAAGUAUGUAACAUGUGAACUACCUUCACAAGACGAAGGUUUACUUGACAUUGUGACAUCUGUGCAGCAACAUUCAAAGAGGCAUUCAAAGACGUGUAGGAAGAAUAAAACUGUUUGUCGGUUCAACUUUCCCAGACCUGCUUCCUCACAGACAUUUGUGUGCCGCACCACAGAAGAUGAGGCAUCCAAAAACAUGUGCCAAUGUAAGAAUGUUGAUGUCAACACAAAUCAGGUAAUAUGCACAUGUGGGAAACGGGGUAAGGACAAGCCUGAGAUGAUGGAUAAAGAGCUUGCCUCUAACAUUUUGAGAGUUAUCAAGAGUGCUCUGUCAAAUGAGGACCUUACCUUUGAUACCACAGAAAAUUUGUUUCAAUCUUUGGGUAUCAAUCAAGCCCUUUUUGAGGCUGCAUACAAACGUUGUGCCAGAAAAACACACGUUGUUUUAAAAAGGCAGCCUAAUGAAGUUUGGAUUAAUCAGUAUAGUAAACCACUGCUAAAAUGCUGGAAUGCAAAUUUGGACAUCCAGUAUGUGGUUGAUGCAUAUGCCUGCAUUGUCUACAUCAUUUCUUACAUUUCCAAGGCAGAGCGGGAGAUGGGAUUGUUGUUGGCGAAUGCCCAGAAAGAGGCUAGUAAAGGUAAUGUCAGUGCAAAACAAGCAUUGAAAAACUUAGGCAGUGUUUAUCUUCACAACAGAGAUGUGUGUGCUCAAGAAGCAGUUUAUAGAUUAACAAACAUGCAUCUGAGGGAAAAUUCUAGGAACGUUGUGUUUGUCCCAACAGGGGAAAAUGUUGUGAAAAUGAGCCUGCCUAUAAAUGUGUUGAGGGAAAAAGCAACUGCAAAUGAACUUACCACUUCAGACAUGUGGAUGACUAGUUUGGUUGAGCGUUACAAGAAUCGACCAAACGACAGCACAUUUAAUAACAUGUGCAUGGCAACAUUUGCUUCAGAAUAUCGUAUUCUGACCAAAAAUCAAAAAUCCAAGAACCCAAUUAAAUUGAACAAUAAUUGUGGUUUUGUCACUAAAAGAACACGAACACAACCGGCAGUUGUUCGUUAUAUGCGCAUUUCUGAGACCAAAAAUUCAGAAUUAUUUCACAUGUCUAUUUUGCAGUUGUUUUUGCCCUAUCGUGUAGACCAGCAGUUGAAGCCUCCAAAUUUUGAAUCCUUUGAACAGUUUUAUGAUGAUGGUCAUGUUAGGUUGAGUGAUGGGUCAUUACAGUCUGUCAAAUCAGUGGUUGACCAAAACAGAGGCAGGUUUGAAAAAAUUGACUCAGCAACAUUGACUAAUAUCCAGGAAUCGGUAGAUCUCAGCGAUGAAUUUGAAGAUGCCUGGGCUCAACUGUGCCCAGAGCAAGAGAUCGAGCGAGCUGAUAGCAAUCAGGAACGGACAGAGAGCAGACAGGUUGUGGAGGAAAACGAAAUAGAAAACAUUCCAGAUUUAGCGGUCACCAGUGAACAGGUUGCACAUUUGGAAAAGAAAACCAACAUCAUGUGCAGAAGUGACGGAUUGGCUUUGAUUAGGUCUUUGAAUGAAACACAGCUGUCUAUUUUCUAUAAAAUUCGUCAGUGGUGUUUGGCCAAGAUCAACGGUCAAAACCCUGAUCCAUUUCAUGUGUUCAUCACAGGUGGUGCAGGUACAGGGAAGAGUCAUUUGAUCAAGGCCAUUCAAUAUGAGGCAACGAGGUUAUUGUCACCAGUGUGUCGUCAACCUGACAACAUUUGUGUCUUGUUAACCGCUCCCACUGGGAUUGCUGCGUACAAUUUGCAUGCAUCAACUAUACACAGCACAUUUAGCAUUGGAAAGGAUGUGCGCUUGCCAUACACCCCUUUGGGUGAAGAGAAGCUCAAUUCUUUGCGGGCUAAAUAUGUUGAUUUGCAGAUAUUGAUAAUUGAUGAGAUAUCAAUGGUGGACCAUAACCUCUUCGCUUAUAUUCACGGCAGACUGAGGCAAAUUAAACAGACCGGUGACUAUUCCCCAUUUGGGAAAGUCAGCGUGAUUGCUGUUGGAGAUUUUUUCCAGCUUCCUCCAGUCCGAGGUAAACCUCUGUACAUUGACAAUGGACCCAUCAACUUGUGGUCUAGUUUUAGUGUUGUUGAGCUGACUGAGAUAGUCAGACAGAAGGAUGGUGUUUUUGCACAGCUGUUGAACAGAGUUAGAACUCGUUCAAAGGGUACCCCCAUGCUGCAGAGUGACGUAGACAUUUUGAAAAAUUGUGAAACCGGUGAAGUCAGCCCAGCUUUACACAUUUUCCCAACAAAUAUGCAAGUAAAUGGGCACAAUACUCUGCAGUUAAGGGAGACCUGUCUCGACUAUGUCGAGAUUAAUGCUAAAGAUUACGUGAAUAGCAAGAAAACAGGGAACCUUGAGCUGAAAGGUCGACAUCAUGCCAACACUUCUCACACAUGUUUGGCUGAGAAGUUGUUGCUUGGCAAGGAUGCACGGGUGAUGUUAAUCAAAAAUAUCGAUUUAAUGGAUGGUCUAGUGAAUGGUGUUUGUGGCACUGUAACAGACAUAAUUAGGUCAGAGACUAGUGAUUUUCCUCUUAAAAUCUAUGUGAAGUUUGAUGACGAGCAUGUGGGUGCACAGAGGAGGAAGGAGUCACCAAAUGUUCCCAUAGAUUUAAUUGGUUCUACAGCCAUUGAACCAGAAGAGGAAAGGGCUACAAAAAAUGGUGGCAUGAGACGACAGUUUCCCCUUAAACUGGCAUGGGCUGUUACAGUACACAAAGUUCAGGGAAUUACUGUUGAUGAAGCUGUGGUUUGUCUUGAGAGGGUAUUUUCAGCUGGGCAAGCCUAUGUUGCAUUAAGUCGUGUUAGAAAUUUGUCAGGAUUGAUAAUUCAAGAUUUCAAAGAGAAAGCAAUAUAUUGCAAGGACGACAUUAAGGAUGCAAUUCAGAAUAUGCCCAAAUUCCCGAUAGAAAAUGUAUUCACAGAACACAGAUUAAGUACACAAACAUUCACUGUGUUCUUGAUGAAUGUACAAAAUUUAACUCUUCACCUUGCAGAUUUGGCAACAUGUACACAGCAUUUGCAGCUUAACUGUAUUGCUGUUACAGAAACAUGGCUACCAGCUUCUCCACCAGCCCAAACACUAAACAUUGAUGGCUAUACUUUUCAUAGUUGUCCUCGCAGUUCGUCCUAUUCUAGCAACAAUCUGGCCUUAAUUGCUUUGCAAGGACAACAACAUGGUGGAGUGGGCAUGUACACUUCAAACAGUGUGGCAUAUGAAAGACUCCAAAUGCCUGAUGUAAAUUUAGAAUGUUUAAUUUUUAAAUUCAUUAGUUAUGAGAUAUUGGUAGCCGUGAUUUACAGACCACCUUCAUAUCUCAUGUCUUUGUUUAAAGAACAUCUCGGCAAAUUAAUUGAUUGGCUCGAUCCACAGUGUGAAACUAUCACAAUCAUGGGAGAUUUCAAUGAUGACAUUUUAAAAUCAUCAUCAAUCUGCAAAUUUGUAACUGACAGAGGCUUUGUUCAGAACGUCUCAGAACCAACCACAGAGAGAGGUACUUUAAUAGAUCACGUGUAUUUAAAGUCCUCACAGUAUGUUGUUGGGUCUGUUGUUUGUCCCACUUACUUUAGUGAUCAUGAGGGGAUUUUGUGUCCAGGAAAGCAAAAGGCACUGGUGUUGGACUCCUGGUUUUACCAGGACGGGGUUCAAUUCCCUGUGGUGCCCUGCUUACUGAUUUGA
Molecule: messenger RNA, 9008 nt
Organism: Solea solea (common sole)
Lineage: Eukaryota; Metazoa; Chordata; Actinopteri; Pleuronectiformes; Soleidae
Exons: 15
Coding region: 126-9008 (2960 amino acids)
Biological process (GO): telomere maintenance; DNA repair
Molecular function (GO): DNA helicase activity; ATP hydrolysis activity
Source: RefSeq, a predicted model, not a curated record